Messenger RNA from Mycotypha africana, 1450 nucleotides. RefSeq lists its product as uncharacterized. Bases 173 to 1207 code for a protein of 344 amino acids. The transcript is spliced from 4 exons. The record is from RefSeq and is a predicted model, not a curated record. Gene Ontology annotation, cellular component: cytoplasm; plasma membrane; cytosol. Gene Ontology annotation, biological process: ubiquitin-dependent endocytosis. Gene Ontology annotation, molecular function: ubiquitin protein ligase binding; protein-macromolecule adaptor activity. NCBI's taxonomy places the organism in Eukaryota, Fungi, Mucoromycota, Mucoromycetes, Mucorales, Mycotyphaceae.
AAAUAAAAUCGAACUUGCAUGCACAACUGUCUACGAUGGAACCACAUAUUUAUUUAAGCGCAACAAUAGGAAUACUAAUAGAAAACUCGCUUUUCCUCUUUUCUGUCUGCCUAGAAAUUUUGAUUUUCCUUCUUGCAGUCAAUCAUCACUGGCAUCCUUUUUGCCCUUAACAAUGUUUCGUAAAUCUGUUUCCAUUGAUUUAGUAGAGCCUACUGUUUGUUUACGAGGCGAUCCCAAAGAUAAGCAUGCUAUCAACAUUCUUCGUGGAGUGGUUCGCUUAAGGCUGCCACAUUCUCUUGUGGUUCAUGAUAUCGUCGUACAAUUUGUUGGUGUCUCCAAAACAUUGUGGCCUGAAGCUAUACAACAAUGGGAUAGACACAUUCUGGUAGACAUUGUAAUUCCAAUUUGUAAAGAUUCGGUCUUGCUCAAGAAAGGUAUACAUACUUUUCCAUUCGAAAUCCCAUUGUCCAAUGCUCUGUCAGAAUCGAUUGAAUGCGGACUAGGCAGUGUUCGCUACAAACUCCACUGCCAGGUGCAUGUGAAACCUAGGUUCCUGCUCGUAAAAUCUAUCCUUCAAACUCAGAGGCCUAUCGUCCUGGUUCGAUUGCCUAGCUUGGAAAAUCAACAACAAUGUAUCAUUCAAACACAUCUCAUCAAUGAAACAGGAGGGCAGCUUACACUCAUGUUAGAAAGAGCUCAUUUGAUUCCAGGAAUUAAUGUACCUAUAUCUCUCUAUUUUAAUCAACAAUGUAAUGUAUAUGCCGUGGAUCAAAUGGAUGUUAAACUAGUCGAGCGGCAGAAAUAUAGAGCUCCUUUAAAGCAAACGACCCGCAUUUUGCAUCAGGAAAUCACACUGUCGUCUUUUGUUAGUACUUUUGAAGUGGAUCAGUAUAAUAUUGAGAUGCAGUCUGUAUAUACACUACCGGAGAGGAAAUCGUUACGUUUACGCGCUUCGACAUCACACCCACAUAUUCGAGUUCGGCAUUGGAUCCAAAUAACCUUAAUAUUAAUUUUGCAAGAUGGUUCUCUUAAAGAACUGCAGAUGAAUAUGCCUGUUACUCUGUCACUGAAAGCUAUGGACGAUUAUCUGAACCUCCCGGUAUAUGAUCGACCGCCACGAGAGGAGGAAACAAACGAUGAUAUUGUACAUGGAGUGGAGGCAACAUCGAGAGAAACUACGUCCCACGAGUACAAUAACAAUGCAUAGUUUACAUAGCGAGAAUUUCAAUGAUCAUUGCUGCAAGAAACGAAAAUCAGUUCAAUUUAGCAGUUCUAUAAUGACUCUUUUGACUGCACCACCUCCAUCUUAUGAAGAUAGUGGAGUAAACCACCGAUAAGAACAACAGAUCUGUGAAUUGUUCAAAAUCAGCCUUAAUUACUCAACUGUAUAACAUAUUAUGCACUCGUUUGAAAACAAAAGAGAAUAAAGCCCUAUCUUAAUAAAAGAAGC